AUGGCUGCAAACUACCGUCAAUCCAGCCAGCCCAUCCAUACCGAGCGGCACGUCCGCAUCGUUUGCAUUGGAGCUGGCGCAUCGGGUUUACUCUUCGCAUACAAGCUCCAGCGGAGCUUCUCCAAUUUCUCUCUUGUCAUUUAUGAAAAGAAUCCGAAGAUUUCUGGAACAUGGUUCGAGAACCGGUAUCCAGGCUGCGCCUGCGAUGUACCAUCGCAUAACUACACCUGGUCUUUUGAGCCCAAGACCGACUGGUCAGGGACCUACGCCAGCAGUAAAGAAAUCUUCAACUACUUUAACUCGUUUUCAGACAAGUACGGGCUGCGCCAGUACUGCCGCAUGAACCACCAAGUCAUGGGAGCCGUAUGGGAUUCUGGUAAAGGGAGCUACGAUGUGCAUGUCCAAGACCUGGAAACUGGCCGUCAGUGGAACGACUCGUGCGAUAUCCUGAUCAAUGCCGGGGGAAUCUUGAAUUCAUGGCGAUGGCCGGCCAUUCCUGGUCUUGAGCGCUACAAGGGGACGCUGGUCCACACCGCGAAUUGGGAUGAUUCUAUUUCACUAGAAGGGAAGCACGUCGGGCUGAUUGGAAAUGGCUCUUCAGGUAUCCAGGUACUGCCGGCCAUUCUCCCAGAAGUCAGCAAGAUCACGACAUUUAUCCGCGAGCCAACGUGGGUGUCGCCCGUUCAGGGUCUCGAACAGCACAUCUUCUCAACGGAGGAGAAGCAGACAUUUGAACGAGACUCUGAGGCACUGACCGAGUACCGACGAGGCAUCGAACGGGGCAUGAACGGCCAGUUCGCCAUCUUCCUGCGCGGCACCCAGGGACAGAGGGACACCCGAGAGUAUAUGACCCAGCAGAUGAAGGAGAAACUACACAAUGUGGACCUCGAAAAGGUACUCAUCCCCGAAUGGUCUGUUGGCUGUCGACGCAUCACGCCAGGGGUUGGCUAUCUGGAGUCUCUGGGCCACGAAAAGGUCAACGUCGUGUACGGCAAUAUCAACGAGGUCACCGAAAAAGGCUGCAUUUGUGACGACGGCAAGGAGUAUCCAGUGGAUGUCUUGAUCUGUGCCACUGGCUUUGAUACCUCAUUCAGGCCACGAUUUCCCAUUAUUGGUCCGAACGACAACAAUCUGCAGGACCAAUGGAAGGACGAGCCUCAUUCGUACUUUGGCAUCGCUGCCGCUGGUAUCCCGAAUUAUUUGACCUUCCUGGGACCUAACAGUCCUAUUGGAAACGGCCCUGUCCUAUCUGCGAUUGAGGCCCAAGCAGACCAUAUGUUGAAGCUGAUUGACCGGUACCAAACGACCAACAUCAAGAGCUUCGCACCCCGGGCUGAGGCAAUCAACGACUUCAUCAACUUCAAGGAUGAGUUCAUGCGCAACACCGUCUGGGCAGACGGCUGCCGGUCGUGGUACAAAACCAACCAGGCCGACGCUCCUGUCACAGCCCUGUGGCCCGGGUCGACACUCCAUUAUAUCGAGGCGAUGGACGAACUACGACUCGAUGACUGGGAUGUUAAGUACAACGGCAACCGGUUCUCAUGGCUGGGAAAUGGUUACAGUCAGACUGAGAUCGAUGAGACGGCCGACUGGGGAUACUAUAUCCGCGCCCACGACGACGGGGAAUAUUUGAGUCGGGGGAAGAGAUUGCGCAUCCUGAACAAGUCUGGGACUCGCCAGCCAGAGGCCACUUCGUUUACCGUCUUUCCACGGAUUUAA
Molecule: messenger RNA, 1719 nt
Organism: Aspergillus versicolor CBS 583.65
Lineage: Eukaryota; Fungi; Ascomycota; Eurotiomycetes; Eurotiales; Aspergillaceae
Product: flavin-containing monooxygenase
Exons: 4
Coding region: 1-1719 (572 amino acids)
Source: RefSeq, a predicted model, not a curated record